AUGGAGCCUGGUCCAAGGCAGAAUGAGUAUUUCAUCCCCCGUGAUGGCAUCGCACGGGAAGUUAUUCAGGCAGACAUCUGCCGAUGGGGCUAUUACGAGGCGCCGGAUGGUCGUGUCAUCCAGGGUUACUUUAUUACGGCAUAUCGCAACCUGACAUCAGCGAUGAUCGCAGAUCUCAAAGAAGAGUCCCGUAAGCAUUGGGAGAAGCAAAAGGCGGCCGCUGCCCGAGCUAGUGGGAGCGGCUCCUCUGCCAGAAUGCAUACAAACGAACCACCCCGAGCAUCUGUAAGGAGCAACUCUCCCGGAGGCUCUCGAGAACAGCCCCGGGUGAAUCCAGAGUACAACUCGUGGAUAGGCGAUCAAUACGACCAGGUCUACCCCUCGUCCUCUAUGGAUGUCGAGUACACGACGACUUCGCCAGUCCCUACGGGAACUCCUAGCCAUGGCAGCCAAUCGUACACGAGCGGCCCUCCUCCGACUUAUCCUCAGCCUGCGUACCAGCCGCCACCUGUUCAGUCUUCUCCUGCCGCAUAUCAGCCGCAGCCUGGUUACGCCUAUCCACCUAACACUCCGUCAACGCAAUAUCCGCCCAAUCCUCCUCCGACGCAAUUUCCUCCCAACCCUCCUUCUACACAAUAUACACCCAAUCCUCCACCGACACAAUACCCACCUAAUGCCCCCCCAACGCAGUACCCGCCUAACCCCCCGCCAGCGCAGUAUUCACCACCACCGCAGGCUCCAGGGGAUAGGUAUACCGCCAUGGCUCCUCCCCCAAUGCCAAACCCUUAUCCUCAAGAAAGCGCUCCAUAUGUCCAUGGGUCAAAUUAUCAAACAGCGCCUGCUUAUGCGGCCCCAGCACCAGUCCGGAUACCACCCACCAUGCCUGUCUCGACUGCGCCGCCAUCCAGAACGUAUAGUGUGCCGGUGUCAGGUACUCCCGUCUAUGGAACCGAGCCGGACCCUUACAAUUAUCCUGCAAGCGCCCCGGCCUUCCCCGCAGACCCUCUUUACGGUCGUGACCGCGAUUCGGAGCCGAGGGACAGAGACUGGGAACGUGAUCGCGAGCGCGAUCGUGAGCGUGAUAGAGAACGAGACUGGGACCGUGAUCGGGAUCGAGACUGGGAUCGAGACUGGGAGCGGGACCGAGAGCGUGAUCGCGACCGUGAUCGCGAGCGCGACUACCACAGGACUCGGUGGGAAGCCGAACGCGAAGACCGACAUGUCGAUCGGAACCGUCGUCACCGUUAA
Molecule: messenger RNA, 1248 nt
Organism: Thermochaetoides thermophila DSM 1495
Lineage: Eukaryota; Fungi; Ascomycota; Sordariomycetes; Sordariales; Chaetomiaceae
Exons: 5
Coding region: 1-1248 (415 amino acids)
Source: RefSeq, a predicted model, not a curated record